Messenger RNA from Rhizoctonia solani, 4419 nucleotides. RefSeq names its product Retrotransposable element Tf2 protein. Gene Ontology annotation, biological process: DNA integration. Lineage: Eukaryota; Fungi; Basidiomycota; Agaricomycetes; Cantharellales; Ceratobasidiaceae. The record is from RefSeq and is a predicted model, not a curated record. Gene Ontology annotation, molecular function: zinc ion binding; nucleic acid binding. The coding region runs from base 1 to 4419 and encodes 1472 amino acids. The transcript is spliced from 2 exons.
AUGGAACCAGAACCGUCCCCUUUGGCUCUCCUCAAGGCUAUCACAGCCCUCACAGCCACUGUCGGGUCCCUACAGGACCAAAUCCGAGCCCAGAGCCAACAAAUUGUGGAGCUCAGGGCCAUAUGCAAGGAGACCGCAGACCUCCUCGGGGAUAAAGACCAAGGAGCAACCCAAGCCAAGCCUGGCCCAUUGACUGGGCCUGUCACUCCUCCCACCCACUCGGGAGGAGAAGCCCACACUCCAGGCACGGUUAGGCCUGGGCUCAAGGCCCCGUUCCGGCCCUCAAGAGGAACGGGAUUUGAUUCAGAAGAGGACAAAGAGCCAAGGCACCCAAAAAAGGAGCCUCAAGGAACGCCUAGAAGGCACCUUGGGUCCCUUACCCCCUUUGAUGCUGGGUCCAGCGUAAAACGGCCCAAGAUGGAUCUCCCCGACCCUUAUAAGGGAGACACCAGGGGAAGGAAGGCCACACAGUGGCUUGAUCGAAUGCUCCUUUGGGUUGCCCUCCACAGGGAUCAGUUUGACAAGGAGGAACAGAUGGUGGUAUGGAUUUUAUACCACAUGACAGAUAAGGCCGCCGACUGGGCCCUCCCCAUCAUCGGAACCAUCAUCAAGGGCAAGGGUAAUCCUCCAACCACCAUCCAGGCCCUAACGGCCAAAUUCAAGGAAGCUUUCGCCGACCCCAACGCCAAACGGGCCGCCGCUAGGAAGAUUGCCGCGCUCACUCAAACAACCACUACGUCUGAGUACGUUACCAAGUUCCGCAAUCUUAUGGCGGAACUGGAUUGGAACACUGAGGCGUACAUUGCCCAGUUUGUGCGCGGUCUUCACUGGAAAGUGAAGGAACUCCUGUCCACCAAGGACACUAUCCCGGACAACAACCUUGAGGCUAUUUUUGCUGCCUCCAUCAAAAUUGACAAUAUCCGUCGGGAAAACGAGGAGAACCGUCCUAAAAAGGCUCCUACCAAGGCCCUGGUUGCCACAACCACCUCUACCACCAGGGUUCGCUUAUCCGAGGACCCCAACUACGUUACCCCGGAGGAAAGAGAUCGCCGCCGUGCGUCUGGCCUUUGCGUCAAGUGCGGUCAAAAAGGGCAUGGCAUCAAACAAUGUCCCAACGGUUGGAAGGCAACGAUCAAGGAAGUUGCCAAGGUAGCAGAGGACGAGUCGGGAAAAGAGAGCCACAUCGAACUUCAUCUCCCCUCGGUUGUGGAAAAAUAUAAAAUUCCAAAAACCCAACUCGAAAAUCCACAAGUUGUGAGAAUGUUAGAUGGUACUAUUUCCCAGACUGGUCGCAUAUGGCACCAGGUACAACUCUUGGUUUCGGCCAAUGGCCAUCCCCACUCAAUCCCCUUUCUAGUUUGCCCCAUUGGGAACACCCCCGCCAUACUUGGCAUGACAUGGCUCACUCAGGAGUCACCCCUCAUUGACUGGACCCUAGGCACCGUUACCUUUCCCGAGCAUGCACAAAUUGCCUCGGAAGAAGAGGCUGACUCGGACCCUCUAGCAGAUCUCCCUUCUCAGUACCAUGAGUUUGCUAAAGUAUUUGGCGAGGAGGAAUUCAAGGUCUUACCUCCCCACAGAGAAUAUGACAUCGCAAUAGACCUUGUUCCUGACGCCAAAUUGACCCCAGGUCCUAUAUAUGGAAUGACCGAUGCAGAAUCUAAAGCCUUAAAACAGCAUAUCGACGAAGAGUUAGCAACAGGCAAAAUCCGCCCAAGCACCUUGUCGGCCGGAGCCCCAGUCAUGUUUGUUAAGAAAGCGGACGGCUCCCUUAGGCUGGUAGUGGACUAUAGAAAGCUAAACGACGUCACCCACAAAAACGUGUACCCCCUCCCUAGGCAGGACGAUCUUAUGGCCAAGCUCAGGCACGCAAAGCUAUUCACAAAGCUAGACCUACGAUGGGGUUACAAUAAUGUCAGGAUCAAGGAAGGUGACGAGUGGAAGACAGCUUUUAGAACCAAAUAUGGGCUGUUUGAAUACUUAGUCAUGCCAUUUGGACUCACCAACGCCCCAGCCGCAUUUCAACACUUUAUGAACGACCUGUUCAGGGACCUGAUUGACGUCACGGUGGUAAUUUACCUGGACAAUAUCCUCAUCUUCUCAGAAAACCCAGAAGAUCACCCAGCCCACGUCAAAGAAGUAUUGUCACAACUUAUGAAGAACCAACUCUUCUGCAAAUUGUCGAAAUGUCAUUUCCACGUCACUACAGUUGAUUAUCUUGGCAUUGUCAUUUCCCCCUCAGGCUUCUCCAUGGAUCAAAAGAAGGUAGAGGCAGUUACAUCUUGGCCUCAACCCAGAACGGUCAAACAGGUCCAGGCAUUCUUAGGCUUUGUUAACUACCUCCGACGGUUUAUCCCCAACUUCAGCUCUGUUGCGCGCCCCCUGCAUAACCUCACCAAAAAGGAAACCCCCUGGUCAUGGGGAAACCCAGAGGAAGCAGCCUUCCAGGAGCUAAAAACCCUUGUCACCCGGUCACCCGUCCUCAUCCAUUCCAACCCUGACCUACCCUACUAUCUAGAGACAGACGCAUCAGGGGUAGCUAUGGGAGCCAUACUGAGUCAACGAGGGGAGGAUAACCGACUUCAUCCAAUUGCCUAUAUGUCCAAGUCCUUCUCAGGCGCCGAAGCAAACUAUGACACGCACGACAAGGAACUGUUAGCUAUCAUCAAGGCACUAGAGGAAUGGCGAAUCUUCUUAGAAGCAACGGACAGACCGGUACAAGUCUUCACGGAUCAUAGGAACCUGGAAUAUUGGAUGCAGGCACGAACAUUCAACCGCAGACAUGCUAGAUGGCGCGUAUUCCUAAGCGAUUUCAACUUUGAAAUACAUUAUUGCCCAGGAAAACAAUCAGGAAAGCCUGACGCCUUAUCCAGGAGGUCAGACUACACGGACACGCCCCAGGAGCCGGAGAUUAUGUUACCAGCCGAGGUAUUUGCCAAUACAUCAGAAGAGGAACUCGAGAUUGUCACAGAAGUCCGGAACAAACUAAGGGAGGACCCAUCCCUAGAACCUAUCAUCCAAUUCCUGACAGAAGAUGCUGACAACGCGCCUCCCUCUAUCCGGAAAGCCUACCGGGAUUAUGACUGGGAAGAAGACCUCCUAUGGUACCAAGGGAAACUAGUAGUUCCAGAUUCAGAACCCCUGAAGGAGCGGUUGCUAAAAGAAUUCCAUGACUCCCCACUGGCAGGACACCCGGGCCAACAGAGAACCCUGGAACUUCUAAGUCGUAACUACUGGUGGCCGGGCAUGAAAUCAUCUGCCAAAGAAUGGGUGGAAUGUUGUCCCACAUGUCAGGCUAACCGCCAAGCCCACGCCCCGGUCAUUGCCCUCAAGCCACUGGAAGUUCCGCCUUACCCGUUCCACACCAUCUCCUAUGACUUCAUCACAGGAUUCCCCAAGUCAAAUGGUCACGAUGCAAUCCUGGUAGUCAUUGACUCCUUUUCAAAGUUUGGUCACUUUAUCCCAACUACCAAGAAGGUUACAUCAAAAGGAUUAGCGGAAUUGUUCAUUGGGCAUGUGUGGAAACUCCAUGGAUUACCAAUCAAGACAAUAUCAGACAGGGGGACUACGUUCACAGGGAAGUUCCUAAGGGCACUCUAUCAACGCCUUGGAAUAAAACCAUCCUUCUCAUCAGCCUACCACCCGGAGUCAGAUGGACAGACAGAGAGGGUAAACCAGUUCAUCGAGUUCUACCUGAGGUUGUACGUUGCGGCAGACCACUCGGACUGGGCCUCCUGGCUACCAUUAGCGGAAUACGCGUACAACAACGCAAAACACUCCGCUACUGGGAAAACCCCCUUUGAAUUGGUAUACGGACAAAGCCCUGUCAUGAAUCCAUCUAACAUCCCAGCAAACGUACCAGAAGCCGACCAUGUGGCAGAUACCCUUGCACAGGAAUGGAAAGAGGCAGAGGCAGCUCUAAGAAUGAGUAAGGAAAAAAUGGCCGGAAACAAAGGGACAAUACCGGAAUACUCAGUGGGAGACAAAGUCUGGUUAGAUGGAAAAAACGUGGAGCUUAGAACAAAUUCCAACAAACUGGAUCCCAGACGACUAGGUCCAUUCGAGAUCACGGAAAAAAUCUCCAGUCAUGCGUACCGCCUGAAGCUCCCAGAAACCCUGAGAAUCCACAACGUAUUCUACGUAGGAUUGCUGUCGAAGGCGCACGAAUCUCCAAGCCAACCAUUCCCUGAAAGACCCCCUCCUGAAACAAUAGAAGGGGAAGAGGAGUACAAAGUUGAACAGAUCAUUGACUCUAAACGCCAACAAGGGAAAUGGUUCUACUUGAUCAAAUGGAAGGGGUACGGACCGGAAGAUAACUCAUGGGAGCCAGAAGAACUGUUGGAACACAGCCAAGAAGAGAUCAAGCGAUUCAACCAAGCUAGACUCAGAAAGGCUCGUGACGCCGCCAAGAGCCUUUAA